Molecule: messenger RNA, 796 nt
Organism: Ctenocephalides felis (cat flea)
Lineage: Eukaryota; Metazoa; Arthropoda; Insecta; Siphonaptera; Pulicidae
Product: organic solute transporter alpha-like protein
Exons: 6
Coding region: 38-796 (252 amino acids)
Biological process (GO): transport
Molecular function (GO): transporter activity
Source: RefSeq, a predicted model, not a curated record
AGGAAGCAGUUUUUGCUGCGACGGUCCUCAAAGUCAAAUGUUAAAAUCAAUUAAGAGCAAACGGCGGGAUGAUGCGUGGCUUGUGCUGCAAGCUCCUCCUUGCUGCUGUUGGCCUUUCUGUGGACGACUUUUACCAGAAAGACCAUUGAAAGUAUGUCACAUUACUAAUUUGGGAUAUUUGGUAUUACAAAUGCCGUUUACUACAUCUGUAGUAUACUUUGUUCUUCUAGUCAUGGCAUCUGAACAUCAGAGAAUCUACAACACAUAUUACCAAUUCCUUCAACCAAUAUGCUUGGCUUCUAUAUUGCUUGGCAUUUACGGAAUAAAUGUUACUUUAAAAUUGGCAUCUGCAGUGUUGCCAGAGCGGCCUUUGCAGAAUCGGUUCCGGUGUUUGCAGUUAGUGUUGAUCAGUACGAAGUUGCAGGCGUUGCUCAUCCGUUUGCUUGCCAGCAACGGGGUCGUGCCAUGCAUGCCGCCUUUGGCGCCGGCGCUUGUCGCAAAUUUGAUUCAAAAUUCGCUGGUUCUCUGUGAAAUGCUGCUAUUAGCUGUUUGGGCGCGUUUUAUUUACAGAAAUCCAGUAUCCAAGCAGGAUGAAAAUACCCCUAUAAAUAUUGCAGUAAGCGCAAGAAGCGACAACAACAACGCUGUUUUGGCAAAUCCUCAAAUCGCAAGGCCUUGGACUGGAUCGAAGGAUAAUGCUUUUGUGAUCGAAAACCAGUACGGAGAUAUGACUAGUCCAGUAAAACAUGCAGCCAGAUCUACCAGAGACAACACCAGGAGUGAUGUGCACAUGUAG